GUAAAAAUUGUAUGUAAUUAAUAUUGAGUGUCUGUAACAGUCGGUAACAGUGCUCUGUAAAUCCAAAAAAGUUUGAGUUCUAUUGAUCGUCAACGUGACAACUGAGAAAUAAUGUGAGGUUAUGUAGAGGAUGCAAGGCGUACGAAUUGGUUAAAGAUAUUAAAGUUAGGUUUUGUUUGAAACGAUAGAAAUUUCUUCAGUUAAUAUAAAAGGAUUUUACAUAGAGUAUAAUAAUGUCCUCGUGGAAGAAAGCUGCAAAAGCGAGUCAGAAGACUCAUCGAGAACGUCACCAGCCGGAGGCUCGUAAACAUCUAGGCCUGCUGCAAAAGAAAAAAGACUAUAUUGCCAGAGCCAGAGACUUUCAAGAGAAGCAAGCAACGGUCAAGCUCCUGCGAAAGCGGGCGCUGAACAAGAAUCCAGAUGAAUUUCAUUUUCAUAUGAUUAAUUCACAACUAAUUGAUGGUAUUCAUAGAGAAAAGGACAAAGAGGAUCAACAUACACCUGAACAGAUCAAGUUGAUGGAAACACAGGAUUUAAACUAUAUAAUUUAUAAAAGAAAUAUUGAAACAAAAAAGAUAGAGAAGUUGCAGAGCCGGUUGCACAUGAUUGAUGUAGCCAAUGAGACGCCAAAUCGACACAUUUUCUUUGUGGAUGGUGACAAGGAGAUAAAAAACUUUAAUCCUGCUACGAGAUUAAACACACAUCCAGCACUUCUGUCUAGACGCAUCAAUCAACCAACACUAAGUGCAAUUAAGAAUAUGAAAUUGCCAGAAUUAGAUGAAAAAACUAUCAGGAAGAUUGAGCAGGCAAAACACACAGCUUAUAAAGAAUUGGAAAAAAGAAUUAAUAGAGAACGCGAAUUAAUGAUUAUACAACAAAAGCUAGAAAUUCGUAAAGCGUUAAAAGACAAAACAGUCACGAAACCAAAAUUAAUAAAACAAGGUUCGAAAGACUCUGCUCCAAUUUAUAAAUGGAAGUAUGAGAGAAAACGGUAACGUGUUUACAUUGCAAAAUUUUGUCUAGUUUUAUGUGUAAUUAUAUAUAACCCAUACUUAUUUGUACUUAUGAAUACUGAGAGUAAAGUUUUGUUGAAA
This is a messenger RNA of Pseudomyrmex gracilis, 1094 nucleotides long. RefSeq names its product probable U3 small nucleolar RNA-associated protein 11. The transcript has 2 exons. Gene Ontology annotation, cellular component: small-subunit processome; nucleolus. Bases 234 to 995 code for a protein of 253 amino acids. Lineage: Eukaryota; Metazoa; Arthropoda; Insecta; Hymenoptera; Formicidae. Gene Ontology annotation, biological process: rRNA processing. The record is from RefSeq and is a predicted model, not a curated record.